AUGCAACAGAUUCUGCUACAAAUCCCACCUUCGGUUGGAACUUUGCGAAUCCUACCAUCAUCAACAACACUCAUUCGCUGCACAGGAAAACCUGAAUCGGUGCGCAAGAUGCAUCAAAGAAAAUUGCCCAAAACGCCGCGCUUCCCUUCGAGGCUUAAUCACAAGUCACUCACCUCCCGAAUCGUUCAACUCACUCGCCGCCGCCAACUCACUCAGAUUUUUGAAGAAAUUGAGAUUGCAAAGAGUCAUUAUGGAACUCUGGGCACGAUUGUGAUGAAUGCGGUGAUGCAGGCUUGCAUUCAUUGCGGUGACAUAGAUUCAGCUUUAGAAGUAUUUGGUGAAAUGUCAAAGCCAGAGGGCUGUGGGGUUGAUAAUAUUACAUAUGGCACACUUCUGAAGGGUUUGGGUAAUGCUCGGAGAAUUGAUGAAGCAUUUCAAAUGCUUGAAUCUGUAGAGAAAGGGACUGCUGUUGGAAGUCCACAGUUAUCUGUGCCAAUGAUUUGUGGUCUGUUGAAUGCUCUAAUUGAAGCAGGGGAUCUGCGCCGUGCCAAUGGUCUUCUAGCAAGAUACAGUUACGUGUUUCAUGAAGGUGGAAGUCCAUCAAUCUUGACGUACAACUUAUUGAUGAAGGGAUAUAUAAGUGCUGGUUGUCCUCAGGAAGCAUUAAGAACACAUGAUGAAAUACUGCAACAAGGAUUGAAUCCCGAUAGGCUCACGUACAAUACGUUAAUCUUUGCAUGUGUCAAGAUGGAAAAUUUGGACGCCGCAAUGCUAUUUUUUGAGCAAAUGAAGGAUAAAGCACAGAAAGUUGAUGAUGAAGAUAUUAUUCCUGAUCUUGUUACCUACACUACAUUGCUGCAGGGUUUUGGGCGUAUCAAUAAUCUCCCUUCAAUAAAGAAGAUCUUGAUAGAAAUGAAAACACGCCCUAACUUUUAUAUCGAUCGUGUUGCAUACACUGUGAUUGUUGAUGCAUUUCUAAAUUGUGGGUCAAUUGAAGGUGCUCUGUGUGUUUUUGGAGAGAUUAUAAAACAAGCUGCAGGAAACCGUGGCUUGAGGCCAAAGCCUCACCUCUAUCUGUCCUUGAUGCGUGCAUUUGCAGCUAGGGGUGACUACGAAAUGGUUAAAAGGCUACGUGAACGUAUGUGGUUAGACACAGUGGGAACAAUUUCCUCCACAAUGCAAGUGGAGUCUGAUCACCUUUUGAUGGAAGCAGCUCUAAAUGAAGGCCAGGUUGACUUGGCUUUACAGAAUCUCAAGAAAAUUGUUGGCAAAUGGAAGGACAUAUCAUGGACUAGUCGAGGAGGCAUGGUUGCAGUACGCCUUGAGGCAUUGCUAGGUUUGAACUCAUCAUUAUUGAGCCCUCGCCUACUUUUUCAGGUAUCUGCUAGUGAUGCAAUUGAGCACAUCAUGACACCAUUUGAUGAAGCUCGGCCACUGCAAGCUACCUUGCGACUGAAGCAAGUGGUAAUGCGUUUCUUUAAUGAUCCAGUUGUGCCUAUUAUAGAUGACUGGGGUGGCUGUGUGGGGAUACUGCAUCGAGAAGACUGUGAUAAGCUAGACGCCCCGCUUUCAAUGCUUAUGAGAAGUCCACCGCCUUGUGUUACGGCUUCAACAUCCGUCGGUUGCGUCAUUGACUUUAUGUUAGAAAAGAAGUACAAAAUGGUAAUUGUUGUUAAAUAUGGCGAUUUUCCCAGUAUAUCUUAUGGCUCAAGUGUAAGGGCUGCUGGAAUAUUUACGUAUGAUGGAUUAUGUAAGCUUGCCAACAAAUACAUUGAAGAUAACAGACCAGCAGUUUCCAGAUUCUCCUCUUACUGUUAUGCAAGUUCAUCAAAUCAAUCAUGGUUCUGA
Messenger RNA from Fraxinus pennsylvanica, 1848 nucleotides. The record is from the annotation of a GenBank genome assembly. Lineage: Eukaryota; Viridiplantae; Streptophyta; Magnoliopsida; Lamiales; Oleaceae.